Messenger RNA from Closterium sp. Naga37s-1, 2940 nucleotides. Lineage: Eukaryota; Viridiplantae; Streptophyta; Zygnematophyceae; Desmidiales; Closteriaceae. The record is from the annotation of a GenBank genome assembly.
AUGCCAUUCCCUUUUCCAUCCCACCACCCACGCCCCCCCUUUUCCCUCCCCUUCUCGAACCCUUCCUCCCCACUUUCCCCCAUUUCCCUCCCCUUAUCCCUCCCGUCUCAUUUCCCCCCCUCCUCCUUCCCUCCCCUCCUCCUCCCAUCCCCCCUCUCUACCUACCUUCCUCCUCUCUCUAGCGUGCUUCGCUCUCCACUUCUCCAUCGCCACUCUCACCAAGGUUUCUGCUUUCCAGCAGCGUGCAGUUCGCAUGUUGUUCAUUGUGGUCAUUCUCCUUCCAUGCACAACCCUCGUGCCAACACUGGGCAGGAGGAAGCGGCGGCCGGCCUUCUUGUAGCUGUUCAUGCGCAAGCCGCAGAGCCACCCGCCCAUGAGGGGGCUGAGGAAGCGGCGGCCGGCCUUCUGGUCGCUGUUCAUGCGGAAACCACAGAGCCACCCGCCCAUGAGGGGGCUGUACCUGUGGGGCGGCGUGGGCACGGGCAAGACCAUGAUGAUGGACCUCUUCUUCCACGAGCUUCCGCAGCCCAGCCCCUUUCAUGUGCCCCAUCCUCCCUCCGUCCUCCCUCCGUCCUCCCUCCGUCCUCCCUCCGUCCUCCCUCCGUCCUCCCUCCGUCCUCCCUCCAUCCUCCCUCCGUCCUUCCCUUCCGUCCUCCCUCCGUCCUCCCUCCGUCCUCCCCUCCGUCCUCCCUACGUCCUCCCUCCGUCCUCCCUCCGUCCCUCCCUCCGUCCUCCCUCCGUCCCUCCCUCCUUCUCCUCCGUCCUCCCUCCGUCCUCUCCUCCGUCCCUCCCUCCGUCCUCCCUCCGUCCUCCCUCCGUCCUCCCUCCGUCCGCGCCCUCCGUCCUCCCUCCGUCCUCCUCCGUCUCCUCCGUCUCCCUCCGUCCUCCCUCCGUCCUCCCCCGUCCUCCCUCCGUCCUCCCUCCGUCCUCCCUCCGUCCUCCCUCCGUCCUCCCUCCGUCCUCCCUCCGUCCUCCCUCCGUCCUCCCUCCGUCCUCCCUCCGUCCUCCCUCCGUCCUCCCUCCGUCCUCCCUCCGUCCUCCCUCCGUCCUCCCUCCGUCCUCCCUCCGUCCUCCCUCCGUCCUCCCUCCGUCCUCCCUCCGUCCUCCCUCCGUCCUCCCUCCGUCCUCCCUCCGUCCUCCCUCCGUCCUCCCUCCGUCCUCCCUCCGUCCUCCCUCCGUCCUCCCUCCGUCCUCCCUCCUCCUCCCUCCCUCCUCCUCCCUCCUCCCUCCCUCCUCCCUCCCUCCCUCCCUCCGUCCUCCCUCCGUCCUCCCUCCGUCCUCCCUCCGUCCUCCCUCCGUCCUCCCUCCGUCCUCCCUCCGUCCUCCCUCCGUCCUCCCUCCGUCCUCCCUCCGUCCUCCCUCCGUCCUCCCUCCUCCUCCGUCCUCCCUCCGUCCUCCCUCCGUCCUCCCUCCGUCCUCCCUCCGUCCUCCCUCCGUCCUCCCUCCGUCCUCCCUCCGUCCUCCCUCCGUCCUCCCUCCGUCCUCCCUCCGUCCUCCCUCCGUCCUCCCUCCCGUCCUCCCUCCGUCCUCCCUCCGUCCUCCUCCCUCCGUCCUCCCUCCGUCCUCCCUCCGUCCUCCCUCCGUCCUCCCUCCGUCCUCCCUCCUCCUCCCUCCCUCCUCCCUCCCUCCUCCCUCCGUCCUCCCUCCGUCCUCCCUCCGUCCUCCCUCCGUCCUCCCUCCGUCCUCCUCCGUCCUCCCUCCGUCCUCCCUCCGUCCUCCUCCCUCCGUCCUCCCUCCGUCCUCCUCCGUCCUCCUCCGUCCUCCCUCCGUCCUCCCUCCGUCCUCCCUCCGUCCUCCCUCCGUCCUCCCUCCGUCCUCCCUCCGUCCUCCCUCCGUCCUCCCUCCGUCCUCCCUCCGUCCUCCCUCCGUCCUCCCUCCGUCCUCCCUCCGUCCUCCCUCCGUCCUCCCUCCGUCCCUCCCUCCGUCCUCCCUCCGUCCUCCGUCCUCCCUCCGUCCUCCCUCCGUCCUCCCUCCGUCCUCCGUCCUCAGUCCUCCUCCGUCCUCCCUCCGUCCUCCUCCGUCCUCCCUCCGUCCUCCCUCCGUCCGUCCCUCCGUCCUCACCUCCGUCUCCCCCCGUCUCCCUCCGUCCUCCCUCCGUCCUCCCUAGCCGUCCUCCCUCCGUCCUCCUCCGUCCUCCCUCCGUCCUCCCUCCGUCCUCCCUCCGUCCUCCCUCCGUCCUCCCUCCGUCCUCCCUCCGUCCUCCCUCCGUCCUCCCUCCGUCCUCCCUCCGUCCUCCUCCGUCCUCCUCCGUCCUCCCCUCCGUCCUCCCUCCGUCCUCCCCGUCCGUCCUCCCUCCGUCCUCCCUCCGUCCUCCCUCCGUCCUCCCUCCGUCCUCCCUCCGUCCUCCCUCCGUCCUCCCUCCGUCCCUCCCUCCCUCCGUCCUCCCUCCGUCCUCCCUCCGUCCUCCCUCCGUCCUCCCUCCGUCCUCCCUCCGUCCUCCCUCCGUCCUCCCUCCGUCCUCCCUCCGUCCUCACCUCCGUCCUCCCUCCGUCCUCCCCUCCGUCCUCCCUCCGUCCUCCUCCGUCCUCCCUCCGUCCUCCCUCCGUCCUCCCUCCGUCCUCCCUCCGUCCUCCUCCGUCCUCCCUCCGUCCUCCCUCCGUCCUCCCUCCGUCCUCCCUCCGUCCUCCCUCCGUCCUCCCUCCGUCCUCCCUCCGUCCUCCCUCCGUCCUCCCUCCGUCCUCCCUCCGUCCUCCCUCCGUCCUCCCUCCGUCCUCCCUCCGUCCUCCCUCCGUCCUCCCUCCGUCCUCCCUCCGUCCUCCCUCCGUCCUCCCUCCGUCCUCCCUCCGUCCUCCCUCCGUCCUCCCUCCGUCCUCCCUCCGUCCUCCCUCCGUCCUCCCUCCGUCCUCCCUCCGUCCUCCCUCCAUCCUCCCUCCCUCCAUCAAGACACGUAAGCAGAAGUUCAAGGUGCAGGAGAUGCAGGGGAGCAUGAAGCCAAUUUAG